This is a messenger RNA of Suncus etruscus (white-toothed pygmy shrew), 2445 nucleotides long. It is a transcript of the gene GPR139, whose product is annotated as G protein-coupled receptor 139. The transcript has 2 exons. The coding region runs from base 1 to 1059 and encodes 352 amino acids. Gene Ontology annotation, cellular component: membrane. Gene Ontology annotation, biological process: G protein-coupled receptor signaling pathway. The record is from RefSeq and is a predicted model, not a curated record. Gene Ontology annotation, molecular function: neuropeptide receptor activity. Lineage: Eukaryota; Metazoa; Chordata; Mammalia; Eulipotyphla; Soricidae.
AUGGAGCACACGCACGCCCACCUCGUCGCCAACACCUCGCUGUCCUGGUCCCCCGGUUCGGCCUGCGGCUUGGGCUUCGUGCCCAUCAUCUACUACAGCCUCUUGCUGUGCCUCGGUUUACCAGCAAAUAUCCUGACGGUUAUCAUCCUUUCUCAGCUGGUGGCCAGGAGGCAGAAGUCUUCCUAUAACUAUCUGUUGGCACUGGCCGCUGCUGACAUCUUGGUCCUCUUCUUCAUCGUGUUCGUGGACUUCCUGCUAGAAGACUUCAUCUUGAAUAUGCAGUUGCCUCGGAUACCCGACAAGAUCAUAGAAGUACUGGAGUUCUCGUCCAUCCACACCUCCAUCUGGAUUACCGUCCCCUUAACCAUUGACCGCUACAUCGCUGUAUGCCACCCCCUCAAGUAUCACACUGUCUCCUACCCAGCCCGCACUCGGAAAGUCAUCAUCAGCGUCUACACCACCUGCUUCUUGACCAGCAUUCCCUACUACUGGUGGCCCAACAUCUGGACCGAAGACUACAUCAGCACUUCCCUGCAUCACGUACUCAUCUGGAUUCACUGCUUCACCGUCUACCUGGUGCCCUGCUCCAUCUUCUUCAUCUUGAACUCCAUCAUCGUGUACAAACUCCGGCGCAAGAGCAAUUUCCGCCUCCGUGGCUACUCGACAGGGAAAACCACUGCCAUCCUGUUCACCAUUACCUCCAUCUUUGCCACCCUCUGGGCCCCCCGCAUCAUCAUGAUCCUCUAUCAUCUCUACGGGGCACCCAUCGAGAACCGCUGGCUGGUGCACAUCAUGUCCGAUGUCGCCAACAUGCUGGCCCUUCUCAACACAGCCAUCAACUUCUUCCUCUACUGCUUCAUCAGCAAGCGGUUCCGCGCCAUGGCAGCCGCCACGCUCAAGGCCUUCUUUAAGUGCCAGAAGCAACCUGUGCAAUUCUACACCAACCAUAACUUUUCCAUAACAAGUAGCCCCUGGAUCUCCCCAGCCAACUCACACUGUAUCAAGAUGCUGGUAUACCAGUACGACAAAAAUGGGAAACCUAUAAAAGUCUCCCCAUGACGGUCAAGCUGAUGGCACUUAGUGCCUCUAUCUGAUCCAUUUCCAGAGAGAAGAGUGGCGCCUCCUAUGGCUGAUCCACCUUGAGUGUGCUCUCCUAAUUUCCUGUCUCCAACAGACUGAGCAACUCCCGGCCUGGUAGAAGAGACGAGGUGGAGGAGAAGAAAGAGAAGCAUGUUUCCAUUUGCACAUCUAUUUUCACCAAGCUGUAGUGACAGUCCCAGCUCCUGCCAGUUUGCAAAUGCCAUUGAAGGUUGUAUGGUCAGAAAGGCAACACCAUAGAGAAAUAGUUUAGGACUUAGCCUUUGGCACCCUCCACCAUGACCAAGUGUGUUUUUUUGUGCCACACCAUGCCACAGUAGCACGUAGUCAAGCCGUGUUGUUCUUCUUCUAAGAGCUGAGCCCAUCCAUCGCUUCCCUGUGCUGUUCCUAAGAAGCAAACACUGGCAAUCAAUUCUGGAUUUUUUUUCCCAAGGUGCCCACUGUCCUAGACAGAGUUGUGGUGUUGAAGUAGCCUGAGAAGCAGAAUGACAUUGUGGGAACAGAGGUGUAUUGAAUUCUCCAAACUCUGGCAGCACGUCUGCAGAAAGACUCCAAACCCACAUAAAUCAGACCCUCAGACUUAAAGGGUGUGUGGUGUAAUCUUUCUAUUCAGCAUAUGUAUAUAGGUAGAUUUUAUUUAUUGCCUCCAAAACAAAAAACCCUGCCUGGUAGAGCAGGGGAAAGGAGGAAUUCUUGAGCCCAGGAAAACAAAAAAUAUAUAUAGCCCAAUCUUGCCAUUGUUUCCAUGCCUUCCUACAUCCUUGGUGAAUGAACCCUUUAUCCUUGAGCUUCUUAGGGUGCUUCCACCCACAUUUCCAGGAGAUUCCUUUCCUGUAUCCAGCUGUCAACUCCACCCACCUGCUUGCUGAAUCACUCCCCAGAGUGAUUGAUCAGUGGCUUCUGAUCUGAUAUUCCAGGGCCAGAAACUGGCAUUUUCCAGUGGGGAAAGACAUUCUCAGUUCUACCCCACAAUGCAUUUGGUGUGGCCUUUCGGGCCACACAUAUAGACGUAAUUGCCAUGGAAAGGUGCCCACAAUGCCUGCCAACCUGUCCUCUGAUACCUGUGGCUCCAACAGUGGUGCAAGUUUCAGAGAAGCUAUUUAACCCUUUGCACAAUGGUAAAAAAAAAAAUGUGGAUUUAUUCACUUGUUCUCCCCUUGCCUACCCAAACAGAACAGUUUCAGAAUGCAAUUACUAGAAGCUUCCUGGGGAAUUGUAUGCUCUCUCUUCUCUCUCUCUCUCUCUCUCUCUCUCUCUCUCUCUCUCUCUCUCUCUCUCUCUCUUCCUCCCUUCACCCAGUUUUUCUGAAGCCAGGCACAUUUAGAAACAGAAAUAUAACCUGGGGUU